UCCCCACCUUUCUUUUAUUUCUCCUUUAGAAAAUCGGGAAAGAAAUAGAAACCGUUGCAUCAAUUGACUUUUCAGGGAAUAUCAACGGCCGGCUUCGAAUUUCAGAACCCAAUGGCGUCCAUCUUUUAUUAGAUUUCGCUUUGAAAUUCUUGAGAUUGUAGUCUCUUUCCCCGAGAAUUCUACAUUGUUCUUUCGAUUUUCCGGCAAAAUGACCGUACACGAAGAUGCAGAACAGGAGCCUGUACCGCAGAAGAAGAAACCACUAUCUGAGGCAGAGAAGAGGAAAAAGAAAAUUGUGCCUGGAAGUUUGAUGAAAGCAGUGAUAAGGCCUGGAGGGGGCGACUCAACACCUUCAGAUGGCGAUCAGGUUAUAUAUCAUUGUACGGUUCGUACACUGGAUGGUGUUGUUGUGGAAUCUACCAGAUCAGAAUGUGGAGGCAAGGGUACCCCCAUUAGACAUGUUUUGGGUAAAAGCAAGAUGAUAUUGGGAUUGCUUGAAGGAAUUCCCACAAUGUUGAAGGGUGAAGUGGCAAUGUUAAAGAUGAAAGCAGCACUGCACUAUGGUGAGGCUGAUUGUCCUCUUAUAGUUCCUGAUAAUUUUCCGAAGGAUGAUGAGCUUCAUUUUGAGAUUGAGAUGUUGGACUUCUUUAAAGUCAAGGUCAUCAGUGAUGAUUUGGGAGUGUUAAAGAAGGUAAUAAAUGAAGGACAGGGUUGGGAAUCACCAAGGGAACCUUAUGAAGUAAAAGCAUGGAUUUCUGCAAAGACUGGUGAGGGGAAAGAGAUUCUAUCACAUACAAAAGGAGAACCGUAUUUCUUUACUUUUGGAAAAUCUGAGGUGCCUAAAGGUCUUGAGAUGGGAAUAGGAACAAUGACACGGGGAGAGAAGGCUGUAUUGUAUGUUACCAAUCAGUAUAUAACUCAAUCUCCUCUCAUGCCCAUAAUUGAAGGUGUUGAAGAAGUUCUUUUUGAAGUAGAGCUUGUCCACUUCAUUCAGGUGCGGGACAUGCUUGGAGAUGGACGUCUGAUAAAACGCCGCAUUCAUGAUGGAAGGGGUGACUUUCCCAUGGAUUGCCCUCUUCAUGACAGUCUACUAUGUGUUCACUACAAGGGCAUGCUUCUUAAUGAAGAGAAGACUGUUUUCUAUAACACUAGGGUUGAUAACAAUGGCCAGCCUUUGGAGUUUGGUUCUGGAGAAGGGCUUGUGCCUGAGGGGCUGGAAAUGUGUGUUCGUCUUAUGCUGCCAGGGGAGAUAGCUCUUGUAACAUGUCCUCCUGACUACGCAUAUGAUAAGUUUCCCAGACCUGCUAAUGUUCCUGAAGGUGCUCAUGUUCAAUGGGAAAUUGAGCUUCUUGGUUUUGAGAUGCCAAAGGACUGGACUGGUUUGAACUUUGAAGCCAUAAUGGAUGAAGCAGACAAGAUCAGAGGCACGGGGAACAGACUCUUCAAGGAAGGGAAGUUUGAGCUUGCCAAGGCAAAGUAUGAGAAGGUGCUUCGUGAAUUUAAUCAUGUUAAUCCACAAGAUGAUGAGGAAGGGAAAGUGUUUCUCAAUGCAAGAAAUUCUUUACAUCUAAAUGUGGCUGCCUGCUAUCUGAAAAUGGGAGAAUGCAGAAAGUCGAUUGAGGCAUGUAACAAGGUGUUAGAUGCAAGCCCUGCACAUGUCAAAGCUCUGUAUCGUCGUGGAAUGGCCUACAUGUCUGCUGGAGAUUUUGAGGAAGCUAGGAACGAUUUCAAAAUGAUGAUGAGCAUUGACAAGUCAUGUGAACCUGAUGCCACUGCAGCUCUAGUUAAACUAAAGCAAAAGGAGCAGGAAGUUGAGAGGAAGGCUCGAUCACAAUUUAAAGGGCUGUUUGAUAAGAAGCCAGGGGAUAUUGCUGAGGCUGGAGUUGACGAUAGAGGAGAUAAAAGGUUGGGUGAAAAUCAGAAGAAUGAGGAUAAGGAGGAUUCUGAUGGGGAUAAGGAGUUUCAGGAAGCAGAAGAUGCUCCACCUCCAAUGGGUUUUCUCUCCCAUUUGUGGCCUACUGGUAGAAGAUUCUUCACUGCUCUUGGGUUAGAUAGAUGUUCCAUAUUGUGAUUUAGUGUAAGACUUGUAUCUCACCCACUCAUGCGUCUAAAUUUUUGAGAUUGAUUAGUUUCAGUUACACGACCUAUUGGGGUUGAGGUGCUUAAAUUUGAGUGGGGACAGAAUAAUUAAGGGGCCCAGCUGAGAAAAAACAUUAGCAAUGACAUGCUGGAGAUGGUCAUCACCUUAUUCCCUUGCUGCCUUGCUGAUUCGUGUAUUCAGCAUAAUAAGUUGCAAGGAACUACAAGUAGCGUCAAUGUGUUUUUUACUAAAAUAUGUCUGGAUCAUGUAUCAAUGUGCUGAGCCCUUCAUCUGGAACUCAAAUAUUGCAUCUCACUCAUCUGUGAAGGGGACCAAAUUCAAAAUGUAAACCCAUGCAUUGUGUGGUACUCUCUGUUUGGGGUCAAUGGAAUAAUAUGACAUCCACAAAUGGAUGGUCCGAACA
Messenger RNA from Vitis riparia (riverbank grape), 2504 nucleotides. Its product is annotated as peptidyl-prolyl cis-trans isomerase PASTICCINO1. Gene Ontology annotation, molecular function: peptidyl-prolyl cis-trans isomerase activity; protein binding. The record is from RefSeq and is a predicted model, not a curated record. Lineage: Eukaryota; Viridiplantae; Streptophyta; Magnoliopsida; Vitales; Vitaceae. The transcript is spliced from 21 exons. The coding region runs from base 209 to 2071 and encodes 620 amino acids.